AUGUCCGAGCCCAACAAGUACCGAGAGUGGAUCCUGGAAACAAUCGACUCCCUUCGCUCCAGGAAAGCGCGUCCGGACCUGGAGAGGAUCUGUCGAAUGGUCCGGAGACGACACGGGUCAGACCCGGACCGAACCAGGACAGAGCUGGACAAACUGAUCCAAGAGCAGACGGUGCUCAAAGUUAGCUACAAGGGCUCCAUCUCGUACCGGAACGCGGCCAAGGUGCAGAGGAAGAGCCGAAAGAAGAGUGAGUUCAUCCCGGCGGCGGCAGCGAGGGAGCGGAGCAGACACGAGCAUCCGAACAACAGCUUCACCGACCAGGAGGAGGGAGAGGAGCCGGAGCCCAGCCCGGAGCCCAGCCCGGAGCCCAGCCCGGAGCCCCACACCCAGACCUCCGGCACCCGGACCCCCGGCACGGAGCUCGAUCCUGAUGCCUCCAGCCGGAGCAGCGGAACCGGGAGCCUCGACUGUGGCGCUGCAACACCGGGCUGCAAAGAGGAGCCAGCAAGUGCACCGAGAGACGAGGGGUUCGAACCUCAGGCAGCGGCGGGAGGCUGCACGGAGCCCGGGGCCGGCAGCGGCCGCGGGGCGACGCCGAGCAGGAGCGAUGCUGUCCGCGGAGGAAUGGAGCCGGGUCCGUCCGGAGCGGAGAGCCGGAACCAAACUUCCAGCCUCCCGCAACAACAACAGCAGAGGCAGCCCGCGCCCCUCCAGCCCGAACUUGGAGUCGGAGGAGGGGGGGGCACCGGAGCGGCGGGGACCCGGGCCAGCUCCUCCGACCUGGGCGACCGGCUGGUGGCGUCCGUCCGCCGCCUGUCCGAGAGGAGCCGCCGGGGGGGGGGCUCCUCCGCCGCCGCCGCCUCCUCCUCCACCGCCGCGGCCAGAGGCCACACGCAGCCGCUCGGACUCAAGGAGAUCCUGGGCUACCUGAGCAGCCAGGAGCAGCUGUCCGAGGAGAAGCUGACCCGAGGCAGAGUCAAGCUGGUCCUGGAGCGAGAGGUGGCGAGAGGCCGGCUGCGCAGGACCCGCUGCGGGAACAUCACUCUGCCCCCGGGGGGGAGGGUGGAGGUGGAGGUGGAGGAGCCGGCGUCCAAGAGGAACGCGUCCGCGGACAGACUUGGGAAGAGCGCCCUGCAGGAGGAGAACACACCGAGGAGCAAGCCGCCGCCCUCGUCUCCUGUACAGGAGCACGAGCCAAUGGAAACAAGCAGCGAAGAAGUGGAACGGGGAGAGAACGAGGAAGAGGAGGAGGAGGAGGAAGAGGAUGCUGAUGAUCCCCGGAGUUCUGAUGAGGAGGGAGGACCAACGCCUGUAGCCAUGACAACCGAACCAGGGCUCACGGAGAAGCCCGCAGAAGAUGCUGAGAUCCAGGCAGCGUCAAAGGAGGGGAGCCCCCAUCAGCGGCAGCAGCCCAGUGGCAAAGGGAUGGAUUCCCUGGUGUUGCAGUGUAGCAGUGCACCCUUGGAGGAGAGAGCUGACCUCCCUGAUCAGCCACAUAUGGCAGCAAAAACACAGACCCAGCCGCAGCAUGACGGGACCAACCACACCUCCUCAGGCUUCAACAACAUGGAGUGUAUGACAGAGGUCGGUGUGUCGUCCUGCCUGCUCACACCCACUGCCUCCCCGAGAGACUCCGGCCUGUCUGAGGAGCUAGGGAUAAAUGGAGGCGUUGGCAGUGGAGGGUUCAUGAAGUGUGAGGGGACCAGUGGGAACCCGGUGGACUGGACAGUUUCUGAUGUGGUCAGCUAUUUCACGGCAGCAGGUUUCCCUGAGCAGGCCGCUGCCUUCAUGACCCAGGAAAUCGAUGGCAAGUCUCUGCUCCUCAUGCAGCGCAAUGAUGUCUUGACUGGCCUGUCAAUCAGGCUCGGCCCUGCCCUCAAGAUCUAUGAGCGGCAUGUGAAGGUUCUGCAGAAAACACACUUUGAGGACGACGACUGCUAA
Messenger RNA from Limanda limanda (common dab), 1941 nucleotides. RefSeq names its product sterile alpha motif domain containing 1b (gene samd1b). The transcript has 7 exons. The record is from RefSeq and is a predicted model, not a curated record. Gene Ontology annotation, molecular function: DNA binding; protein binding. NCBI's taxonomy places the organism in Eukaryota, Metazoa, Chordata, Actinopteri, Pleuronectiformes, Pleuronectidae. The coding region runs from base 1 to 1941 and encodes 646 amino acids.